This is a messenger RNA of Anthonomus grandis grandis, 2350 nucleotides long. Its product is annotated as N-alpha-acetyltransferase 35, NatC auxiliary subunit. The coding region runs from base 142 to 2241 and encodes 699 amino acids. Gene Ontology annotation, cellular component: NatC complex. Gene Ontology annotation, biological process: N-terminal peptidyl-methionine acetylation. The record is from RefSeq and is a predicted model, not a curated record. NCBI's taxonomy places the organism in Eukaryota, Metazoa, Arthropoda, Insecta, Coleoptera, Curculionidae. The transcript has 14 exons.
GGACACAUUGACACAUUUUUUGGCAUUGACGUUAAACAUCUUAUAAGGUUAUGUUAUGUUGUUUAUCUUUAAUUUUGAUUGACUAUAAAGGUUGAAAACCUAUCUAUUUAUUAUUAAAAAGGGCCCUUUGAAGGUGACAAUAUGGAAAAUGAAGAGCCCCCACAAAGCCCUGACUCAACUGUUCCCUCUGAAAAUCCCACUAAAUCUAGACAAAAUUGGGUAGAAAUUAGUGAUGUGUUUAAAGAAAGCGUAAAAGAUUUACAGUUGGGAGAACUGCUACACGAUGACUUAUUUGGCUUAUUUGAAGCCAUGUCUGCCAUAGAGAUGAUGGACCCCAAAAUGGAUGCUGGAAUGCUCUGUAACCGGGGUGCCAGAAAAAUAACAUCAUUUGAACAAGCUGUUUCUGAUGAGUUACUGCCCUUAAAUGACUUACCAGCAUCAACUCUGCUUGGUAUUAUCGACGGAACAUUGGCUAGACUAGUAUCUUGGUUAGAAGGGCAUUCUUUGGCACAAACUGUGUUUACUUGUCUAUAUUUACAUAGACCUUAUGCCCCCCAAGACAGGGCCCUCAAAGUAUUUUGCUUGGCAGUGUAUAAAUUAUUAGAUGUCAUAAAAGAUCUCAUUCAUAAGGCAAUGGUGUAUGAAGAAGAGGAUUUUCAGCCUAUGCAGUAUGGGUUUCAUUUGACCCCUGAUAUUUCGGAACAAAGAAUGGUGGGCAUGUUGAGGGAAGUCGAGGAGGAGCUGCACAGGAAAUCAAGGAAUAAACAGAGUGAAGUUGGAAAUUCUGAAGCUCAAGCCAUCUUUGCAAGAAUAAAAUUCGUCAGGAUCUUCCUGCAGGUCCUAAAUUCAUUGAGAAAAGAGGAUCAGCAGCAAAAUUCCUUGAACGAUUGCCAAAGACUGCUCAGUAGUGGAAUUGAAAUGCUGCAGACCAUGAAGGAUACAGUGUAUUUAGGAGUGGGAGCUAAGGAAGGUGAGGAAGAAAUGGCUUGCUUUGAACCUUCAAUAAACCAAAGACUACUCCCUCCGACUUUCCCAAGAUACACGAAAAUCAAAAAAAGGGAGGAGGCCAUGGCGCACUUCAUGGAAAUGCUGGAGAGGUUUAAAGUUGUCUGUAAAGCCCAAGGCUUGACCUCGUUUCACCAAGCAGUGGAAUUAUUUGCAGAUUUCAGUCAGUCCGGUCCUUGCCUGGUAUCGCGUAGUUCCUUGCAGCUCGUAGGAAAAAUCGCCCUAAAUACGGGCUCGUCCAGAGAAUCCCUUAGGGAAGCCAUUAGGACGUUUUGUGGCCCUCAUGCUUUAAGUAGCAGAGCUCCUCCGGCCGCCCGUCUGGCGGCGGAGAACUUUUUGGCCAGGGCGGCCCGGCCUGCCGCCCUUUUGUUGCAACUGAGCGGUCACAAUCGGGCACGACAACGGGAUAAAUUGGCGAUGCUUUUGGAAGAGUUUGCCAUGUUACAAGAGGAUGCAGAAAGGGCGGAUGCGGAGUGUGCUUUGGCUUUGGGAGUGCCGCCCCGGCCCCAUUUUGCCACUUGGGCCCUGUAUCAUACACUGAGAGCGCAAGCUUUGUACCUGUUGGCGGGAUUUGAGCUGGAACUUUAUGCUGAGCAUGAAUACUAUUAUAUUUACUGGUACCUCUACGAGUGUAUCUACUCCUGGCUGAUUUCGACACUUUCCAGGGCGGACAGCCUGUUGCAGGAGGCCUGGAAUGGUACCGCGGCCGCGCCAUCUACCGGAAAAGGGGGCCGAAGACAAAAGCCGAACAAGGCCGCUAAAAGACCGAGACCGCAUGCUCGGGAUGCCAUUCGCUUGCAGGCUUUACAACAAUUGGCCGGGGGAUACUUUAAAGCACUUUUAGGCAUUUUACGCGAAGGGCUUAUACACGCCCCCCUGCCAGGUUUUGACAGGGAAAGGGUGAGAUUCGAGCACAGAUUCGCCGCAUUUACAAGACUUUCGGCACCCCCGUCCGCUACUUAUAGGGACUUUAGGACUGCCGCGCAGGCUGCAGGAUGCCAAGGUUCGGAACCGUUGUUCCUGUCCGCGGGACGUCAUUUCGCCCAGGCGGGUCAACUGUUGGCCGCAGGCGGACCUGCCGAGAUCCCCCUAGCGAGAACGUCUAAAACUAAUUUUGUGCUGUUACGUCUGUUGGCGGCCGGGCAUCGGCCCAAGAUCAAACCGACGUUUUGUUUUAACGAGAGUCGUCAUUUUCCCGUGUUUUGUUUGACCGAAGCCCAGUUAACUCAUGAGUGAGUAAUUUGUAUUUUUGUGAUUUGAAUAUUAUGCUUAAUAGUUGUGAGUAUAUUUAUGAGAAACUUAAUAAUGUAUAAUUUAUGUGCAAAUAAAAUGGUGAAUUGAAAAA